Messenger RNA from Myripristis murdjan (pinecone soldierfish), 2840 nucleotides. Its product is annotated as UDP-glucuronosyltransferase 1-1-like. The coding region runs from base 1194 to 2840 and encodes 548 amino acids. The record is from RefSeq and is a predicted model, not a curated record. NCBI's taxonomy places the organism in Eukaryota, Metazoa, Chordata, Actinopteri, Holocentriformes, Holocentridae. Gene Ontology annotation, molecular function: UDP-glycosyltransferase activity. The transcript is spliced from 12 exons.
UACAAAAGUCAGCCAAAAAAACAAACAAGCAAAAAUAAACAAAUAAAAAAAAUCCAGUAGUGUUAAUAUUGUGCUGAGUAUUUGGAUGUUAUCCUCUCUAGUUAAAAUAUCAAAGAUAAAUUCAAUGAACUGAUCUAGAAAUUGACCACAGGGCCCUGGGGGGUGAUAGAGCACCACCAUGAGGCCAGACGAGGUAGUGCAGGAUUCCUUCACAGAGAGCAGCUCAAAGGAGGCAAAAUUUGGAGAAAAUUCAGGUUUACCCCCACGUUUCUUUGUUGUCCUAGCAGAAUGGGAAAAGGAAUAGUUGGAGGGUGAGUCUUCAUUUAAAGGGAGAAAAAUCAGGACAAGGCAAAGAUCACUGAUCACGUUGUUGACCAGUGAUGCCUUAUGGGAGAGCAACCUGAUGUUAAUAAAACCUAAAUUUAGGGUUACUGGCCGUAUGACUUUCACAUUGGAGGAGGGAAUCGGCUGAACUGGACAUAAACUGUGAUGAGAUGUGGUUUGUCUGUGCGGCCAUGGGAGUACGCUAAUGAGAAAAGUCAAAUUGCUGCUGUCAGAGGAAUAAUUAGAGUCCAAGUGACAAGCUGAAGUGACAUUGACAAGUGUAGUGUUUUAACUUAAAGUGAGAGCAGCAUCGUGACAAUCAGUGUUGUUUGCACUUUGAGCGGUCACUUGGUGUGAUUGAAAAUGUGAUGUGCACAAUGUUAUUACAUGCCCUUUUAUAUAGAUGGGAUGUUAUUCCAAAAUAUAAUAAGAUGCAAUAAAUAUAAUUUACAAUUUUAUGUAUAGUUUGAUUAAAAUAUAAUAUAUAGAAUUGAAUUAAAAUAUGCCAGUAUAGCAUGUUGAGUUGAACUUCAUGCAUUUGUCCAGCAGGUAGCGCCAUUUCUGCUGCUUUAAAUGGAUUAACUUCACUGACAACUUCAAACAGUUUCAGGGACGCAAACAGAGAAAAUACUGAAUACUGAAGCUCUCCCUUUCCUUCUUUUAAGUGGGAAGACCUGCGUGGAAUAGGCUACUUAUCGGACACACACCCCUCCUUGCAUGCAGUGUGGUAGGUCUGAAAGGUGGUAGUUACCUUAGUCAUUUUGUAGAUUUACCUUUUUUCCGUGCAGUGCAAGUUGCAGUUUAGUUGUGAUCACAGUGUGCAUGCGUGGUGGUUUCUAUUGGGGUUGGUGACAGAAUCCUCCCUCAAAAUGUGGAAAGCAGUAGUGUGUGUGUGCCUGCUGGUGAACGUAGCUGAGGAGCUGAAUGCGGCCGGAGAUGAGGCGAGACGACCUGCUGCAGAAAACACCGGACCCAAAACGAAGGCCAGAGGAAGCCUUCCUGAGAGUCCAAGUGGUUCUUUCUUUGGUCGUUUGCUGGUGAUACCGAUGGAUGGCAGUCACUGGGUGGGUGUGAAGGCUGUUGCUGAAGAAAUGGGUCGUCGUGGACACCAGGUCACCGUGGUGAUCCCUGAGGUCAGUGUGCGGAUGGGCCCUGGUAAACACUACAAAACUCUGACCUUUCCUGUCCCUUACGGCAAGGAAAGGAUCGAUUCAGUUUUGGACAUGUACACAAAGGCAGUGCCCAAAUCGACGCAGUCUUUCCUAGAGAAGAUGAACAAUAAAGUUUUACGAAUCUGGGAACUCCGAAACUUCAUCCAUACCACUACAGAAAGCCUGCUGUUCAACACCAGUCUCAUCUCCCAUUUAUCACAGCAGCGCUUUGAUGCUGUACUGAUGGACCCUUUGAUACCCACAGGUGGAUUAGUAGCUAGGAAGUUAGGUCUUCCCACCAUUAAUUUGCUGAGAUGGAUUCCGUUUUCCAUGGACAUGAAGUCUGCAGCCUGCCCUGCCCCUCUCUCAUAUGUCCCUCGCUUCUACACCAGAUUUACAGAUAAAAUGAAUUUCAGGCAGAGAGUCCUCAACACUUUGAUGAGUUUGCUGGAGCCUCUGCUUCGCCACCUGCUGUAUUCACCCUUUGACCAAACAGCCUCUAAGUUCCUGGGAGAGGAUGUGACCAUCGCUGAUGUUCUGUCUGACACCGCCAUCUGGUUAAUGAGGACUGACUCUAUACUAGACUUCCCUCGCCCCCUCAUGCCGAAUAUGGUGUUUGUGGGCGGCAUCAACUGCAACAUCAGAAACCCUCUGCCUCAGGAUCUGGAGUCCUGGGUGUCAGGAGAGCAUGGCUUUGUGGUGUUCACCCUGGGCUCCAUGUUACGAUCUCUGCCAGAGGAAAGAGCCGCUGUCUUCCUCGAGGCCUUCAGACAGAUUCCACAGACGGUGAUAUGGAGACACACAGGGCCAGUUCCUGACAACAUCCCAGAAAAUGUGAAGAUGAUGCAAUGGGUGCCGCAGAACGAACUUCUAGCACAUCAUGGAGUUCGGGCUUUCAUCACUCAUGCUGGGUCACAUGGUCUAUAUGAGGGCUUGUGUCAUGCUGUUCCCAUGGUGAUGAUGCCACUUAAUGGAGACCAGUCAGUCAACGCCCAGCGGAUGGCAAGCAGGGGAGUGGGUGUUGUCUUGGACAUUUCUACCAUUACCGUGGAAACCCUCCUUCAGGGACUAAAUGAUGUCAUCAAUAACAGCAGGUAUAAAGAGAGCGUGGAGAAGCUUUCAGCUCUCCAUAAAGACCGGCCCUUCGACCCCCUCGAGCUCUCCGUGUACUGGACAGAGUUUGUGAUGCGGCACAAAGGGGCGACACAUCUGAGAGCUGCUGCUCAUGACCUCAACUGGGUCCAGUACCACUGCCUGGAUGUACUGGCACUGCUGGCUACUGUGGUGCUGGCUGUUGUCAUGGUGACCACGAGAUGCAUGAAACUGUGCCUCAGGAGGCUAAGCAGGAAGAGGAAGCAGGACUGA